AUGGAAGAGAUUGAGGCGUUGGUGGCCGCACGUAAACUAGAUGCAAUGAUGAGUAGAGUAAGAGAAAAACAGAAAGAACGGCGCCUCAUGGCAAACUUCAGGGAGAAGACGUAUCAGGAAUACUCCCUGCCGUUGAAAGUGAAGCGCAGUGUUGUGAUGGAGGACGGCCGGAUUGAGCAUGAGGUAAUGGAGAUUCUGAUGUGCCUGCAGAACCUGUUCGGAUCGAUGGGCCUUCCGUUCACUAUGUGGCAUAUGCCACAUCGGCGCAAUUACACCGGUUUUGGACUACCGGUGAACAAUCCCGAGGGAGCGCGGAUCGUGGAAGCGCUUGAGCAAGAAAAACUGAAUCGAUUAGCCUGGUCUACGGAGUCGCUGCCAUUUGAAACAUUGUCAGCGCAGAUGCGGGGCCUGAAGCUGGAGAACAUGGCCUAUCCAGAACCUAGAGACCACAUGGAAUCACCAGGUGUUACAGACGCCAAAACCGCUGCACCACCGGGCCAGGGUGUUGUGCAGGAUACGGACCACGAUGCCGACCACAACUUGACAUCUGCAUGA
Sphaeroforma arctica JP610 is the source of this 555-nucleotide messenger RNA. RefSeq lists its product as hypothetical. The record is from RefSeq and is a predicted model, not a curated record. The transcript has 2 exons. NCBI's taxonomy places the organism in Eukaryota, Ichthyosporea, Ichthyophonida. Bases 1 to 555 code for a protein of 184 amino acids.